Pelodiscus sinensis (Chinese soft-shelled turtle) is the source of this 886-nucleotide messenger RNA. The record is from RefSeq and is a predicted model, not a curated record. Lineage: Eukaryota; Metazoa; Chordata; Testudines; Trionychidae.
GGGUGCUGACGCUUCUCUUGCUUGGCAGAAGCCCUCUGCCAAUGGAGCCCGACCAGGGCACAGCAAGGAGUGUGGCGAGGGGGCGCCGGCCCUGGAGAUGGCUGUGAACUCCAUUUACUACUCGCGGGAGGAAGCGAACACGUUCUGGGUGAGGGUGCAGAGGACGGAGGCCGCGGAGCGGUGCGCGCUGCAUGGGGCCUACGUGCUCAAGGCGGAGCAGGACAGCUUGAUCCUCAAGGAGCCCCGGACCCAGGAAACGCUCUACACCUGGCCCUACCGGCUGCUCCGGAGAUACGGCCGAGACAAGGUGAUGUUCUCUUUCGAAGCUGGCAGGCGCUGCGACUCUGGCCCCGGGAACUUCACCUUUGAGACUAAGCAGGGGAAUGAGAUCUUCCGGCUGGUGGAGGCCUCCAUUCGGGAGCAGAAGGCCCAGGUCGAGGAGAACAGGCAGAGCUGUGACUCGCUGGACUUGGAUUGCCUUGGCGUGGGGCUGAUCCGCAACGCUCUGGCUGACUCCCUGAGCCUGGAGCUGCCCGCCGAGGGGGACGGCUCAGCGGUGCUCAAGGUGGGGCUGGGAGCCAGGCUCAGUGCUGCUCCGGACGAGAGGGACGCCCUCGCUCUGCUGAAGGCUCGCACUCUGCCAGAGCCCCCGGUGCCACCCAAGUCCGCGCCCCCCAGCACGCCUCCACGCUCCCCACUGCCCAAGGUGCCCAGGGCCGUGCUCCCUGCCGAGGACCCCACCAUCCUGUACUCCGAACCCAUGGACGCAGUGAAGGGCUUCCGGGCCAGGCUGGACCCGCUGUACUCAGACCCCAUCGACAGCAAGCGUGGAGGCGGGGCCCUGGGUCCGGGCCCUGCCCAGGAGGAGGGGAAGCUCAGGGCCUGA